Prorocentrum cordatum is the source of this 2785-nucleotide messenger RNA. The record is from the annotation of a GenBank genome assembly. NCBI's taxonomy places the organism in Eukaryota, Dinophyceae, Prorocentrales, Prorocentraceae.
AGCAUUUUCCCAUGAAGCCUCGAGCUUCUGCUUACUCUUCCUCUUCCUUUUCGGCUCCCGCUCCCGCUGCUCCCCUCUGUGCACCCGUUCUGGUCCAGGCAGGGCGCGCAUUUUGCGACGCCAGCGCCGCCCUCGCGCCGCGGUGCCGCGCAGAAAGCAGGACCAGCGCGGCCGCAGAUGGGCACCGCGUGACCGCAUGGUGGCCCCCCCGGCGCAGCCGGCGGGCUCGCUCUACGACGUGGUUCGCAGGAGGGCCGCAGAGGCGGGGCAGGUCGUCGCAGCGAUAGAUGGCAUCGCGGGCCCGUGCGGCGAGGGUGGCGGCACCGAGCCCGAAGGCCCGCCCAGGCACAUCACCUACGCGGAGCUGCACCGGGCCGCGGAGCGGCUCGCCGCCGCCCUGGCCGCCGCCCUGCAGGGCGCCGCCGGCCGCGACCCCAACGGCCCCGUCCUGGCGACCAGCAUGCAGCGCGGCAACGCCUGGUACUGCACGUUCCUGGCUGCGGCCAGGCUGCAGGUCCCCGUGGUCGCCCUGAGCCGGGACCUGCCAGACCGGGGCGCAGAGCUCAAGCGGAACGCGGAGAUCCUCGAGAGUCACAGGCCUGCUCUGGUCGUCGUCGACGAGGUCGCCGGUGUCCCGACGCACGCUGGAGCCACCGUACACUUCCGCGAGCUGUGGGCCGCGGCGCAUGCGGAGAGCCACCCGGCGCCGCAGGUGACGGCGACGGCGGACGCGAUAUUGUGCUACAACUACACCGGCGGGACUACCAGGGCUUCGAGGUGUUCGCGCAUCACCCACAGAAUGGCCCUGCACGAGGUUACGCACUACCCGCGAGUUGGCGAGCUCACCCCCAGGGACAGGGUCUUGCAGCAGCACUCUCUGUACUGGGGAGCCUCUGCCUUCGGUGAAAUCGACAUUGCCCUGGCCUUCGGCUGCGCGCUGGUCUUCUGCGAGGCCUGGGGCACGGACGACGUGGUCUCCGUCAUCAAGAAGCACUCGGCCACGUGCGCCGGCCUCGUCCCGAGCAUGCUGGCCGCCAUCGAGCACGCCGACGUUCCCACCUUGAAGCUCGUCUUCACGUGGGGGGAGGCGCUGCAGCCCGUGGUCGCCAGGGAGUGGGGCAGGCGGGUGCACCUCAUCGACCUGCUGAUCUCCACGGAGUGCUGGCUGUCCCUGUACGCAGACUGGAGCCGUGGCUGCGCUGGCGGCUCGGCGCCCUACGCGGGGCCCAGCGGCUCCGUGGGCCGGGCGGCGUUGGAGCCGCCUCGGCCGGCGUUCCGCACCGUGCCAGGCACGCGGGUGAGGCUGAGGCGCGUCGACGAGGACGGCUGCGGCCGCAGCCAGAGCAGCUCCAGCAGCGCCCAGGCCAGCGUGCGCACCGAGCCGCGCGAGGCCGAGAGGGGAGAGCUGCUCGUGGCGGGGCCCAUGGUCAGCCCCGGGUACACAGACGAGGUCCUCAACGCCGACGCUUUCGAGGAAGACAGCUCGGGCGUCCGGUGGUACUGCACCAAGGACUGCGUCGAGCGGCGGGACGGCGGGCUGGCCUUUGUCGGCAGGGCCGACGACCUCGUGAAGGUGGGGGGCAAGUGGACGGAUAUCCGCGAGCUGGAGGCGCGGCUGCUGGCGAUGGAGGAGGUGUCCGAGGCCUCCAUUUGCGGACGCAGCGCUUUCGUCGCGCUGAGGGGCAUGCCGUCGGGCCUGAUGCCGCGCCUGCAGGCGGUGCUGCCGCAAGACUUUGCCCUCUUCCUGGUGCCCAAGCUCCCGCGCAGCGCGGCCACAAGCAAGGUGGACCGGCAGCGCCUCGGCCUGCUCCUCCCCUCUGGCCCGACGGAGGGCCGGGCCCAGGCGGAGGGGCGCCGGUGCGAGGAGGAGCUGGCGUCCAUGCUGCACUGGUACUGGCCGCUCUCGCUGGUGGCCGGCGGCUCCCUGCUGCGCGCGGGGCUCGGCCUGCCCCCGGCCUGCCUGCUGGCCGGCCCGGACGGCGGCGUGCUGGCAGGGGUGCUCCGGACGCUGGCGGUGCGGGCGCUGGGCGAGCUCUCCUGGCGGCUGCCGUGUCUGACGCGGUGGCGGACUGUUGCCGUCGUGGUACCUGGACGGCUUGACAGAGGCCCUCAGAGACUUCCCGCUCGGGGUGCACGGCGUGGCCAUCCUGGCCUCCACCGUCGUGCCGACCCCGACGUGGGGCAUCGUGCUGGCAGCGCCGGGCAUGGCGCUGGCGGCACGCCGAGGCCGCCUGCUGUCCUGGCCGCUGGUGAGCGCUGUCGGUUUCCCCUGCUGGGUGCGCGAUUACGGCUACUGGUGGAAGGGGCAGAGCUGGUUCGCACUUGGGAGGCACUUUGCCUUGACGGGCUGGAGGAAGGCGGGCGCGCCCAAGUGCGUAAAGGACAGGCUCGCGAGCGGUGCGUCCGCUUGCAGAAAGGCCAGGGCAUGGGGUGCGGGCCGCCUGGGGCUGACACGCGAGUGCAUGUGGUGCAGGAAGACGAUCUUCAGAAGGGAUGGCCACGUCAAUCCGAAAGUGGACAAGAACUGGUACUGCAGCGCUUGCUGGGGGAAGUGGCACAGGUUCUCGAAGCAGUGCGACCAGUGCCAGGCCUGGGUGUCCAGCGGACGGCGCCGAGAGGCCACGAACGGCUCGGCGGCGGCCUCCUCCUUCCUCUGCGCGCGCUGCGACGGGCGGCGCCCCGAGGCGGGCGGCGCGGGUAGCAGCUCCUCGGACGCGCGGGGCACGAAGCGCGAGUGGACGUGGAACAGGCGCGCCAUCCGGCUGCCCCCGCGGGCGGGCCCGGC